AUGUCUGUGGCAGGAAACAAGAGAAAGAACACUUUCAUUGAGAAGGCUACCAAGCUCUUCACAACUUAUGACAAGAUGAUUAUCGCCCACGCUGACUUCGUCGGAUCCUACCAGCUCCAGAAGAUCAGAAUUGCUCUCCGUGGCAAGGGUAACGUGCUCAUGGGAAAGAAGACCAUGAUCCGCAAGGUCGUCCGUGAUCUCUUGGAGUCCAAGCCAGAGCUCGAGGCUCUCCUCCCACACUUGAAGUCCAACACCGCCAUCAUCUUCGCCAAGGAGUCCCUCGGUGAGGUCAAGGACAUCGUCAAGAAGAACCGUGUUGGUGCCCCCGCCAAGGCUGGUGUCUUUGCCCCCAACGACGUCAUCGUCCCAGCCGGUCCAACCGGUAUGGAGCCAACCCAGACUUCCUUCCUCCAGGAGCUCAAGAUCGCCACCAAGAUCAACAAGGGUCAGAUCGAUAUCGAGCGUGAGGUCCACCUCAUCAAGGCUGGCCAGAAGGUCGGUGCCUCCGAGGCCACCUUGCUCCAGAAGCUCAACAUCAAGCCAUUCACCUAUGGUCUUGAGAUGAAGAUCGUCUACGACGAGGGUGCUUGCUACUCGCCAUCCAUCACUGAGGAGGAUCUCCUUGCCAAGUUCAAGGCUGGUGUUGCCAACGUUGCUGCCAUCUCCUUGGAGCUCGGCUACCCAACCGUUGCCUCCAUCCCACACAGCUUGUUGAACGCCUACAAGAACGUCUUGGCCAUCGCCCUCGAGACCGAGUACUCGUUCCCAGCCGCCGACAAGUUCAAGGCUGCCCUCUCUGCUGCCCCAGUUGCUGCCGCCCCAGCCGCCGCUGCCCCAGCUGCCGCCGCCCCAGCCAAGGCUGCUGCCCCAGUCGUCGAGGAGGAGUCUGAUGACGAUUUCGGAGGUGGUCUCUUCGGAGAUGACGAAUAG
Messenger RNA from Acytostelium subglobosum LB1, 930 nucleotides. RefSeq lists its product as hypothetical. Bases 1 to 930 code for a protein of 309 amino acids. Gene Ontology annotation, cellular component: cytosolic large ribosomal subunit. The record is from RefSeq and is a predicted model, not a curated record. The transcript has a single exon. Gene Ontology annotation, molecular function: structural constituent of ribosome; large ribosomal subunit rRNA binding. Lineage: Eukaryota; Evosea; Eumycetozoa; Acytosteliales; Acytosteliaceae. Gene Ontology annotation, biological process: ribosome biogenesis; cytoplasmic translation; ribosomal large subunit assembly.